UGAUGCACAAAUAUAUUAAAGCUUAUUGUAAAAAUGUAAGUGAAAAAACAAUUUGAGAAGACAAAGGCAUCCAUUAUGUGUACACACAAUAGCAAUAUUGAAAAAUACUAUAUCCUAACUGGGUUGACAUAUACCAGAGUGGAAAUACUUAAUACUAAUUUAAGGUUCUGGUCAUGAUAGUGUGGGAGUGGUUACUGCUCUUGCCUUAGAGCACAGAGAUCAUGUGUGGGUUUUCUCCUACAGACCCAAAAACAUAGAGAAUAAGGUAAAAAGCUCUCUCUAACUUGAGCAGAUUCAGGAUUAGGAUGGAGAGGAUGAAUGUAGGUAAGGUUUACACUGAAUGUUCUUCAUCAGUUUUGUGACAGUCAAGAAGACAGAUCAUACACAUCAGUGUAUUUUUCCCACAUUGGAAAAUAAAUAAAUAAAUGAUUUUAAUUUACUGCGCCCUCCCAUGCAUGCAUCUCACUGCCCCCUGAAUAGUGUCUGCCCCCCACUUUAAGAACCCAUGGUGUAAAAUGCGCUAUUUUACACCAUGGGUUCUCAAAGUGGGGGGCACACCCACUUAAUGGUUUUCUUCAUGUUAUUAAAAAUUGAACUGUGGACUUCUUCCUGGCAGUGAUGACGUAGGUAGUAUUGAUAAUUCAGUUUCCCUUCCUCGUCUGAUGUUAAAUACUGACUUAGUGCUUAGACUAGAUGCUCAUGUGACGACCUAUGGCAGCAGACACGUCAAACCGUUGACUCACAGCAUGGACUAAACACAUGUGUAGGUGUUCCGUUCCAUUACUCCGGGCCGGUUUCCCCUCGCCUACUCUUUAUGGGGAUUUUCUCGAAGGGCUGAAGAAGUUAAGGUGUUAUUUCAGGGCAGCUCUCAAGAUAGACAUGCGCACAGCUGAUGGAAGAGUGAGAGGCACAUCUGCACUGACGUCAACCCCACUCUCCCCCACUAUUUGCCCCCCUCCUCCCCCCAGCCGCAAAAAGCUGCCAAUUUGAAGCUGUCCGAGUCUAGGACAUACCCGGUCUGUGUAGUGUGGAGCAGCAGCAGCAGCAGCAGCAGCAGCUCCAGGCCAACUUUGGUGUUUGCAUGCACUUUCUGUCAGGCGGUUUGUGAGGUGGCAGAACAACCCCCUCUGCACCCUCAACUUUUUUGCGCCAACUUAAACCACCUACAGCAGCAGCAGCAGCAGCACAUCUGCCACCACCACCUCCACCACAGAGCAGCACAGAGCCCAGAUGAUAAAGACGACUGAUUAGGCUGAAAAUAGACCUUGGAGGAAAUCCAAGACUGUGAAAGGCUGUCUUUUCCCCCCUUCCCGUGACAGUGUCUCUGGUGUGAGACAAUGCUGCUGCUGCUCUGAGUGGGAGACUCACUGGCUGCACUGUGUUUGAGGAGAGGAUGGCACAGUUGAGGAGGAGAUGAGGAGAGGGGAGCUGAGGAGGUCUAUGUGCGGAACUUCACGGCCCUUUUGUCCCGAGCUCGAGCUCUCCCUGCACAGUCGGAGCGGAGCUGACAACAUGAAGAUGAGCAUGGUAACUUUAUCUCUCCCAUUACACUCCCCCUCCGCUCUGCGGCUCAGAGCAGGACGGUCUCUUUCCGGGCACUUUCUCUCUUCUUCUUCUUCUUCUGUUCCUUCUUCACCUUCUUCUUUCUUUACUUCUUCUCCUUCUUUUUCCUCUUCUUCUUGACUUUUUCCUCUUCGUUAGGGACAGAUUAGUUUGAACAUCAGUUUGAUAUCGUUUAGAAGGAAACCUUCAUGUCAGACAGGAACUUUUGCACACGCGUAGUUUGAAUGUUAAGUGUAGUUUUGGAGACGUUUACGCACCAUAUUGCGGUGCAGUAGUGUCACUCCUGCAGGACGUCCACGCUACUCAAACUUUUCCUGAUGAACUUUCUUUUAAACCCACUCACUUCCCUCAGUGAGUGCAGACUCACAGGCGGUUCCCGGGGCCGGGAGUUCUACGUUUUUGACGUACCGGUGCAGCGCUCACAGACUGGCAGCUGCAGUCUGGAUCUUAGUGGCCAAGUAGGUAGCGCCGUCUGACUGUCCGUGUGUGCCUGCAGCUCGGGAGAGUCAGUCAGCGGGUACAGGUUUAGCACACGCCGUCUGUCAUCGGUGUUUCCACUGGGCAUCAUCAUCAUCCCGGAGCCGCUGAAGAAUGCAGAUGGAUUGGUCAAGACAAGUUCCCAAUAUAGUGCUUCCUGUUUGGAGUUACACCUGAGAGUGACUGUGUCUGAUGGAUUAGCGUGUUUUCUAGGAGAUGCUGACGUGAAUUCAGAGGCCAGGGAGAUGUGGCAGCGCUCGCCUUCAGGAGAAAUCUGAGACUCGGAUGAGUCUUGGGGCAGGAGGACAUUUGAGUGAAGAGACAAACCAUAGACUUGUUAUGGUGUGGCAUCAGACUGGCCGUGCGCUUUUAACCUGACUGUUGCACCCUCUGCUCCCACCCCAUGUCACAUCUUCUCCUGAAUUAUGGAAAUUUUGUGGAAGACACUGACUUGGACUCUGAGCCUGGUGGUGAUGGCUGCUGCUGAAUUUCAGAGUGUCAACAGACUUUCACACAACUCUCAAGAGGAGUUCCUGUCCUACGUGCAGCACUACCAGCUGACUGUCCCAGUGCGGGUGGAUGAGAAUGGAGAGUUCCUUAGCUACACUGUGAAGCACCACCGGCCCGGCAGACGGAGACGGGGGGCCAUGGACCCUCUGAUGGGACCAGCGCCUCAGUUAGACUCAGACCCUCCAGAAUCCCAGCUCUUCUACAAACUAUCAGCCUACGGAAAGCACUUUCAUUUAAACCUGACGCUCAACCCCCACCUAGUGUCCAAACAUUUUACCGUGGAGUAUUGGGGCAAAGAGGGGCUGGAGUGGCGUCACAACACGGUAGACAACUGUCACUACGUGGGAUUUCUACAAAACCAGCACAGCACCACCAGAGUGGCCCUCAGCAACUGCAGGGGCCUGCACGGUGUUAUAACAACAGAGGAAGAGCAGUAUUUAAUAGAGCCGUUAAAGAACAUAUCCUCCACCACCUCCAGUCAAUGGAACCUGGAAGAAGCACAACAACAUGUUAUUUAUAAAAUGUCUGCCAUUCCCUCAACACAAGAGCAUAACCAGGAGUUCAGCUGUGGCAUUUCAGACCUCAGCAAGAGCGGUGCACCUUGCCAGUUUAACACACCCUCCCCCGGCCACUUGGCCCACCUUCCUCCAAACAGCAGCAGGCAUUCGAGCAGCACUCACAGACAAAAGCGCUCUGUCAGCACCGAGCGCUUUGUGGAGACACUCGUGGUCGCUGAUAAAAUGAUGGUCGGUUACCAUGGACGCAAAGACAUCGAGCACUACAUCUUGUCAGUAAUGAAUAUUGUUGCCAAACUUUACCAUGAUGCCAGUCUAGGAAAUGUUGUGAACAUUAUUGUGACACGGCUGAUUGUUCUCACUGAAGACCAGCCUAAUCUGGAGAUUAACCAUCAUGCUGACAAGUCUCUGGACAGCUUCUGUAAGUGGCAGAAGUCCAUCUUAUCUCAUCAUAACGAUGGCAACAGCAUUCCUGAGAAUGGGAUGGCGCAUCAUGACAACGCCGUCCUCAUCACCCGGUAUGACAUCUGCACCUACAAGAACAAACCCUGUGGUACCCUGGGCUUGGCCUCCGUGGCUGGAAUGUGUGAGCCAGAGAGGAGCUGCAGCAUCAAUGAAGACAUCGGCCUCAGUUCUGCUUUCACCAUUGCACACGAGAUUGGCCACAAUUUUGGGAUGAACCAUGAUGGGAUUGGGAACGCCUGUGGUACCAAAGGUCACGAGACAGCAAAACUGAUGGCUGCCCACAUCACGGCGAACACCAACCCUUUCUCCUGGUCAGCCUGCAGCAAGGACUACAUCACCAGUUUCCUUGACUCAGGUCGAGGGACGUGCCUGGACAACGAACCUCUGAAACGAGACUUCUUGUAUCCAACAGUGGCCCCGGGGCAGGUGUAUGACGCAGAUGAGCAGUGUCGCUUCCAGUAUGGAGCCUCGUCGCGCCAGUGCAAGUAUGGGGAAGUGUGUAGAGAGCUCUGGUGCCUUAGCAAAAGCAACCGCUGUGUGACAAACAGUAUCCCAGCUGCAGAGGGGACGCUGUGCCAGACUGGCAGUAUUGAGAAGGGGUGGUGCUACCAGGGGGAGUGUGUUGUGUUCGGUACCUGGCCUCAGAGUGCGGAUGGAGGCUGGGGGCCCUGGUCGAUGUGGGGGGAGUGCAGCAGAACCUGUGGGGGCGGUGUGUCCUCCUCCACGAGGCACUGUGACAGCCCAGCACCCUCUGGUGGAGGAAAGUACUGCCUUGGAGAGAGGAAACGCUACAGGUCCUGUAACAUCGAUGCCUGUCCUGCUGGGUCACGUGACUUCCGCGAGAAGCAGUGCGCUGAUUUUGACAACAUGCCUUUUCGGGGGAAAUACUACAACUGGAAACCUUACACUGGUGGCGGUGUGAAGCCUUGUGCCCUGAACUGCCUGGCCGAAGGCUACAACUUCUACACGGAGCGCUCUCCUGCGGUCAUUGACGGCACCCGGUGUCUGGCUGACUCUCUGAACAUCUGCAUUAAUGGAGAGUGUAAGCAUGUGGGCUGCGACAACAUCCUGGGAUCUGACGCUAAAGAAGAUCGCUGCCGUGUGUGUGGAGGAGACGGCAGCACCUGUGAGGCCACUGAAGGGCUCUUCAACGAGUCCUUACCCAGAGGAGGAUACAUGGAUGUCGUUCAGAUCCCAAAAGGAUCAGUUCAUAUCGAGAUUAAAGAGGUUGCCAUGUCCAAGAACUACAUAGCUCUGAAAUCCGAAGAAGACGAUUAUUACAUCAACGGUGCGUGGACCAUCGACUGGCCCAGGAAGUUUGACAUCGCAGGGACAGUGUUCCACUACAAGAGACCCUCGGAUGAGCCAGAGUCUUUGGAGGCGUUGGGAGCUACCACUGAAAACCUCUUUGUCAUGGUCCUUCUUCAGGAACAGAACAUGGGAAUACGCUACAAAUUCAACGUGCCCAUCCAGCGCACAGGUAGCGGUGACAACGAGGUGGGCUUCUCCUGGCACCACCUGCCCUGGUCCGAGUGCUCAGCGACCUGCGCUGGAGGUUCCCAGGAGCAGGGAGUGGUGUGUAAGAGGUUGGAUGACAACUCUGUGGUGCAGAACAGCUACUGUGACCCAGACAGCAAACCUCCAGAGAACCAGAGGGACUGCAACACCGAGCCCUGUCCCCCAGAGUGGUUUAUCGGUGACUGGUCAGAAUGCGGGAAGACGUGUGACGGUGGGAUAAGGACGAGGACGGUCCUGUGUAUCAGGAAGAUUGGCCGCGCUGAGGAGGAGACACUCGAGGACACCCACUGUCUCACUCAUCGCCCGCUCGAACGAGAGUCGUGUAACAAUCAGUCAUGCCCGCCAAAGUGGGUGACUCUGGAUUGGUCGGAGUGCACACCUAAGUGUGGCCCUGGCUACAAGCACCGCAUAGCCUUGUGUAAGAGCAGCGACCUGAGCAAGACCUUCCCGCCGGCCCACUGCCCCAGCCACAACAAACCUCCAGUCAGAAUCCGCUGUAGUUUAGGACGCUGUCCUCCUCCUCGCUGGAUCCCUGGUGAAUGGGGACAGUGUUCGGCCCAGUGCGGCCUCGGCCAGCAGAUGAGGACAGUGCAGUGUCUGUCGUACACUGGACAGCCCUCUCACGAGUGUCCAGAGUCCCUCAGACCCAGCACCAUGCAGCAGUGUGAGAGCAAGUGUGAUGCCACGCCCAUUGCUAAUGGAGACGAAUGUAAAGAUGUAAACAAAGUGGCCUACUGCCCGCUGGUGCUCAAGUUCAAGUUCUGCAGCCGAGGGUACUUCAGACAGAUGUGCUGCAAGACCUGCCAGGGACACUGACGCUGACCAAGACAACAGCAGGACACUGCAGUGGCGUUUAUACGGCCACGACACGACUACGGACCACGGAGCUGUAGCGCCGACUCGGCCUUGACUUUAGACAAACACAGAGUUGUGGAGCGGAGAACUCUCCAGAAACUGGUCCCAGACUGGAGAACUUUGAAAACUCUGGCUCUUGCAUCUUUGUGUGAACAGAGCAGGGUGAGGCGAUACGGUCAGCUCUCUGUAACCUAUCAACACAGUAACCCUGUCCAACGCCACAAAAUAACAACAAUGGUGGAGGCCAUGCUACUUCUGAACAUGCUGGAGAAGCUAAUCUGGCGCUAAUCUGGUGAGCUCCAGUUAGCCGUCUACGUCUUUUCAUGCUUCUCUUUUCAGUCUGCAGUUUCGUACCCGUGCUCUGUUGUUUUUCUUCCACGUUUCUGAACUUCUGCUACAAAUUCCUCCGGUGUUACUAUGUUAGAGUAUGGGUGACACAGCGCUACAU
Molecule: messenger RNA, 6351 nt
Organism: Cynoglossus semilaevis (tongue sole)
Lineage: Eukaryota; Metazoa; Chordata; Actinopteri; Pleuronectiformes; Cynoglossidae
Gene: adamts6
Product: ADAM metallopeptidase with thrombospondin type 1 motif, 6
Exons: 25
Coding region: 2466-5864 (1132 amino acids)
Biological process (GO): proteolysis; extracellular matrix organization
Cellular component (GO): extracellular matrix
Molecular function (GO): metalloendopeptidase activity
Source: RefSeq, a predicted model, not a curated record